GACGGCAGCCGCCUAUUGUGCAGCCGAAGAAGAAGAAUCAGUCGAGCUUUUAUCAACUCGAAGUGGCUACGUAAAUGUUAGCAAGGUGACACAAAUGGUUGUUCUUUCUCUUGGAUAUUGUUCCCCAUUGCUGACUCGAUAUGGGCAAGAGAGACAAUCGAGUGGCUUACAUUAACCCCAUUGCUGCUGCACGAGCCAGGGGGCCGGUACAGGGCUCUGGGCCAACCAUUCAGGAUUAUUUAAGCAGACCUCGACCAACAUGGGAGGAGCUAAAGGAACAGCUGGAGAAGAAGAAAAAGGGCUCUCGAGCCCUGGCUGACUUUGAGGACAAAAUGAACGAGAGAUGGAGGAAAGAACUCGCCAAAAACAGAGAGAAAAUGUUAGGCGGAAGUGAAAAGGACAAGGAGGAGAAGAAAGACAAAAAAGAGGUAUGA
Molecule: messenger RNA, 434 nt
Organism: Pundamilia nyererei
Lineage: Eukaryota; Metazoa; Chordata; Actinopteri; Cichliformes; Cichlidae
Gene: fam133b
Product: family with sequence similarity 133 member B
Exons: 4
Coding region: 141-434 (97 amino acids)
Source: RefSeq, a predicted model, not a curated record